CUCCCAAUUUCCGGACAAGGAGAGACUUCCGGUUCCGGCGAUGGGCUACAAAUCUCUGCUCUCGGGCAGUGGUCCCCCUUUCUCCGAGCCGGUGGUGGGGCCUCCCUGCGGCGGUGAGCUGCCCGGUCCCGUCCCAUCCGCCCCCUGAAGCGGUGAAACGCGCAGGAGCCUGAGUCAUCCUUUUCUCGAGUUCCAGAAUGGAGACUGAAGGAGACCCAGACACACAAAGAAAUAGAGAAGUCCAGAAUGCCGAAAUGAUGUCACCAUCAGAUGAGAUGGUGGCGAAGGAGCCAGAAGAUGUGCUAACAGCAGCUCCCCAGCCCCAGCUUCCACAAGAGCCUUCUGGGCAUCCACCAGAGAGCCUUGGCGAAGGCUGUGUGGAAGAUGUUGAGACCGAGCCGAGAGCGAGCCCUCUCAACCCUGCAAUCUUCAGGCAGAUGUUCAGAAAGUUCCGCUAUGAGGAUGCACGCGGGCCCAGGGAUGUCCUCAGACAUCUCCUGGUGCUUGCUCGGCUGUGGCUGCGACCUGAUAUUCACACCAAGGAGCAGAUUGUGGAGAUGCUGGUGCAGGAGCAGUUCCAGGCCGUCCUGCCUGAAGAGCUCAAAGCUCAGGUGCAGAAAUGUCAGCCUGGGGCCAGAUUCACUGGCUAAGUCUCACUGCUCACUUCUGGUUCAGCCUACAAAUGAGACAUUCGGUUAAAGGUUCUCUUUGUUGCAAAUCCUACUACAGUCAUGGGAAAUUUGAACCUCGGUUUUUUGUUUGAGUUUGCCUUUGACUAGUUGUAAUAAGAAUUCAAAACCCAUGUCUGGACCUCUUUUUGCCUGAGGCCGUUCUAUUUCCUGGGACUCUGAACUCCAGAAGGAGUUUCUCUGCCCUCUCGUUAGGACAAUCAGCCUGCUGCUUGUUUUUGUUCCGCUGAAUGUCUCCUUUUUUGCACUUUGUGACAUCCUUUAAUAUAUUGUUUAUAUGUAUCCAAAGAGGUCAUUGCUUUAACUUUCAGAAUUCUUGAUUCUUGCUGUUGUGGCAUAUGAGUGGGAGCUUCUGUAACCCCACCAGUAACUCAUUUGGGAUGUCCUUGAAAUAUUAAAGUUUGGUUCUUAAUAAAAA
Phyllostomus discolor (pale spear-nosed bat) is the source of this 1107-nucleotide messenger RNA. RefSeq names its product SCAN domain-containing protein 1-like. Lineage: Eukaryota; Metazoa; Chordata; Mammalia; Chiroptera; Phyllostomidae. The record is from RefSeq and is a predicted model, not a curated record. The transcript is spliced from 2 exons. The coding region runs from base 198 to 650 and encodes 150 amino acids.